This is a messenger RNA of Bacidia gigantensis, 1101 nucleotides long. RefSeq lists its product as uncharacterized. The record is from RefSeq and is a predicted model, not a curated record. The transcript has a single exon. The coding region runs from base 1 to 1101 and encodes 366 amino acids. Lineage: Eukaryota; Fungi; Ascomycota; Lecanoromycetes; Lecanorales; Ramalinaceae.
AUGAAGAAGAGCGUAACCAAGCCGAGUAAAGAAGGCCCCAAGACCUCUGCGCAUCAUCAGCACCAUCCGCGCGAUCGGCAUGAUACGCACGAUACACAUGACGUGCAUAAUGUGAAUCGAAAGCCCAAGAAGUCGUCCGCGGCAUGUUGGUGCACAGUGCUCUUUUGGGGCCUUUCGAUUGCAGCAGCUCUGACUAUUUUCGAGCUUGCGAUUUUCGCCAUGUUCAAGACGAAAGACGAGGCGCCCGCGUUAGGUCGCAUUGAGGCCAACUCAAGCUCUACUCCGCAGCCUCAUAGACUUCUACUACAGAGUAGCCUCGAGAUUAUUUCUUCAUUGGAUGGCUCGGUGGCAAACAUCACCAAAAUGAACAAUCGACACAACCAACAACGUAAACACGAUAAGCAGAAUCGCUCGAAGAAAGUGAACUUGAGAAGCGAGAUGGAGACCUUUCAACGACAAAUCAAGGGAGCGGAUCGCGAUGCAAAUACGACGUGGAAGCUCAUCGAUAGCGAUAUCCCAAGAUUCAUCUCCUCUGUUGAUCCCAGCGUCGAACAUGAACACCUGAGGCAUCUCGUAGACAGGUCGAUCCAAAUGCUCGCCAACACACGUGAAUGGCACAGCAAGGCAUUGAAAACAACAAAGUCACUCCGUGAUAGGUUGUCAACCGAGUUGCAACCUAUUCGAGAAAAGGUGAGCGACUACGAAGCCAAAAUGCGCGACAAACAGACUCAACGUCAAGGGUCUCGACGGCCUAUAGGCGAAAGGCCAGAAGAUCGUCAAAUGCAUCAGCGCGGACUUGAACGCAUCGAAGAUUUUCAGUGGAUGAUCAGCAAUCUUAGCAUCAUUGAGACGCAGGUGAAUAAGAGCUCAAGUCAGUGGAACAAUACUGCUUAUGUGCACAAAGCACUGCAUGAUCAUUCGCGCAAAUUCAAGAAACUGCAGGAGAUGGAGAACCCUACUUACGCAAUGUUUGCUGACAGAUUUGGCCAUGUCGCAUGGACAAUGAAUGUGACGAGGAGCUGUGUGGUGAAGGAUUGUGAGGGGCUGCUUGAUGGUCCAGGCGAACUGUGGCCUUUACACGCGGGAAAUUGGAGGCCUUGA